Effrenium voratum is the source of this 1986-nucleotide messenger RNA. The record is from the annotation of a GenBank genome assembly. Lineage: Eukaryota; Dinophyceae; Suessiales; Symbiodiniaceae.
AUGGAGGGCUCGCUUUCCCCGAGGAUGACGAGCGGGGGGGAGGUGAUGGAGGAGCGGCGGAUCUCGCGUAUUGCGGACCUCGUCAUGCCCCGCGCGGGGAUGGAGUUCAAGAUCGGCAAAGAGGCCAAUGGCUCAUCAAACACGCUCGAGUGCGUGAGGCAGAGCGUGGUGGCGCGGGUGCCGGUGCUGGGAUGGCUGCCGCACUACGACUUCAGAAGGGACUUCUUCUACGACUUUGUGGGGGGCGCCACGAUCGCUUUGAUUUGCCUGGUGCAGACGCUGGCCCAUGCGGCCAUCGCCACCACCAAGGUCAUCCAAGGACCGUACUGCGCCUUCGUGCCGCCCUUCGUCUAUGCCAUGCUGGGGACCUCGCCGCACGCCUCCAUCUCCUCAGGUGCCAUUGCAGCCAUUCUGCUGGCAGACCAGCUCCAGUUCUGGCACGACGAGGAGGAGCGCACCGAGUUGGCGUCCCUACUGGCGCUGAUCAGUGGAGGUUGGCUGGUGGCUAUGGGCCUCUGCCAAGCCGCUUACGCCGUGCGCUUCUUGUCCCAGUCCUUGAUCAGCGGCUUCGUGACCGGGGGCUCGGUGCUGAUUCUGGUGGGGCAGAUGCGAAAUCUGCUUGGCCUGAUCAACAUGAGGCAUGCUAUUGGCUUCACGAAUCAGGUGAGCGCAAUCAUCGGUGCCUUGCCCGAGAUCCACGUGCUGGGCACCAUUUGGGGAAUUGCCAUGAUCAUAGUUCUGCAGCUGCUGAUGUGGCUGAAGAAGUACCUGGUGGCCCAGCUGAAGAAGCCGGGGCCCCACCCCGGCUGGAUGCAGCCGGCGAAGGUCGCCUCCGAGAUGAAGGAGCUGGUGCUGGUGUUUAUCAGCAUUCUUUUCGCAUACAGCACCUGCCUGGAAGACGGGGAAACCAGGUUGCCGGUGGUGGGGGACAUUCCGGCCGGCCUGCCCAAGUUCAUGCCCGCCUGGGAUUAUCCCGCCUCCAGGAGCAUGCUGGACACGCAUUUCCGCCUCAAGGAGUUCUGCGUGGGUGGCUUCCUGGUUGCCUUGACCUCCUUCCUCACCACCUACGCCACCUCCAAGAAGCAGGCGCUGCAGCAUGGGUACCACAUCGACGCUAGUCAGGAGAUGUUCGCGCUGGGCAUGGCCGGAGUCUGCGGUUCCUUCUACGGGUCCUUCACCCCGAGCGGGUCCCUGAGCCGCACCUCGCUGGCCUCGGAGGUGGGGGUGAAGACCCAGAUGAGCGGGCUCAUGAAGCUGGUGGUGGUGGGCGGCAGCCUACAGUUCCUCACCCCGGUCUUGUACUACCUCCCCAAGGCCACUCUGGCGGCCAUCAUCCUGCGGUCCACCUGGCAGCUGGUUGACCUUCACACCCCCACCACCCUCUGGAGCUCGUGGAAGCCUUACCACCGGGGCGGCAUGAAGCGGGACUUCAUCGUUUGGUGGAUUGCCUUCCUUCUGACCAUCUUCAAAGGUGUUCUUUGGGGUAUCGGCGUUGCAGUGGGUGUCUCCUUGAUCAUGAUCGUGCACGAUGCGGCGGUUCCGAGGGUGGUGAAGCUGGGCCGCCUGGAGAGCUUGGGCAACAUCUGGCGGGACCAGGAGAUUUGGCCCGAGGGACGCACCUUCCAAGGCAUCAUGGUCAUCGAGUUCCGGGGGCCCUUGUCCUUCGCCAGCGCAGACCACUUCAUGGAAGAGGUGGAGAACAAGCGGCUCUUGGAAGAGGAGGCGGGCAACCACAUUGGGGUGAUUGUGCUACCUUUCGGCAGCGUGCAUGACUUGGACAAGACGGCCAUCGAAAUGCUUCGUGAACUUUUGACAGAGUGGCGCAAGCGCGACAUCUCCUGCAUUGUGGCGGACGCCAAGAGCCGCGUGCGGCUGCUGCUGGAGGAGCACUUCGGCGGGGGCAAAGCGCCACUCCUGAACCAGCAGGCCUUCAUGAUCGGCUUCCUGCCUGCAGUUUGGGCGAUCGAGAACCCCUUGGAAUUCUGA